AUGCUUCUUAGUAAAUGUCUCUACUUGUAUCACUCUGAAUUUGAUGGCAAACCGCUGCUCUGUGCUCUGUCAUUCCCAAAGGAGCCCAAACGCUUCCACGUCUUUUGCGAGGACCGCGUGGCUGCUCAUACUGUGACCGAUGGCUCGGUGACAAACUGCGUUGGACCGAUGCCGGUACGCCAGUAUGACUUGUUUAGUCCUAUUACCUGGUACCUGAAUUGGGGGCGGCGGCGGUACGAUUCCGUGAUUUGCAUUGAUUUCAAGGAAGAACCACCUCUGCUGGCUGGAAUCGCUAUGCACAGUUCAGAGCCCUGUGAGGAGGAUUGGAUCAUUGAGUAUAGUGAUGAUGGGGUGGAGUGGAAAACGGUUGGUCAUCACCUGCAAUCCUCUGCACUCAGCCGCACAAUGUGGGGAAUGGCGAGUGUGGCAGAUGUCUCUCAUCGACUCUGGCGCUUAACAACAGAGGCGCGUCCAGGUCGGGGUGUGGAGCAUCAACUGGUACUCUAUAUGGCAAUAGAGUUCUUCACGUUGCCGUGCUCACCAUACUUGCGGUCGGCGCAAAAAAUUGCCCUCUCUGGGACGUUAAAUAGACCCGUCUCCGCCUUAUUUGUGGAGGCGAAAACAACCGUGGCGUUUGAGUCCGCAAAGGAGUCCACGAGGGAGCGUAACGCAGCAGCACACCACAUGACUCUGGAUUACGGCGAGUUGGACUCGCCGAAUUUGAUGGCGUUUGCCUGCCGAUGUGCGGGCGGCCUAGUAACUGUCAUCUGGAGCGUCUGGUGCAGUGACGAUGGGGACAACUGGGAGAAAUGUGGGGUGUGGCGCAGUCGCUUUUGUCAAUUUAAGGCCUUAUGGAAGCCGCGUGGUCCUCGACGGUACUGGCGCAUCGAACUGCAAACAUGGGAGCCCAAUGUGUUGUUCGAGAGCCUUUGCCUUUUUGAGUACCUUGGUCCCUCCCUUGCGCUGGAAAAUUCAACACCGGCCGGAUAUGGGUGGGAUUCAUCGCUGCUGUGGGAGAAGAACUCCGCUGGAUGCAAAGUUUCGCCCAUGAUCUUCUCAGCGAAUGUCGGGACGGCGGUGGUGUUUGAGAGCAAACAAGGUCCUCUCCACAUCGUCGGGGUGCGCCUGGUCAGCCACAGAAAGCAGAGCACAUCCACCAAAUUUGUCGUUGAGUGCAGUUCAAACACCAUGGAGUGGCGAACACUCAAUGUUUCAUUGCUGCUACGCAAUGGCUCAGCGCAGGCUGCAUGGGACUGUGGCGAUUACUAUCGCUUCUGGCGUCUUCGCAUUGUGCAGCACACGGGACCAGCCUUCCUUAUGUUGCGCGACAUCUGCUUUGAAACUUCCAAGCCGACGCUGUAUCGUGUCGUGGAGUCCUCCAACAAGGUGAAUGGAGAAUACGGCAGUUCUGAAUUAUACCUUGGGGGUGAACUUAAAGAAAUGGUUGCGCUACAAACUGUUUUGCCGCCCAACUCCAAAUACGUAGUGGAGAAACUCUCGCUUGAUGGUGCCAGCUGGGAGGAAGUUGUGAGCAUCCAAAACGUUGACAAGACACAUUCACAGACGGUGCGUCAGGGAUGGGUGCCACGGGGAUGUUCUUCCAAUUGGCGUUUGCGGCCCGCAGGGGGGGAGAGUGAGGGAGUGGCCACGACAGCGUCGCCGUCUCUUCCCGCGGCAGCGUGCGUUCAGUGGUACAGCUUUAGUGGAACGACGCUUGUUUCUGCCCAACUUGGCGAUCUCGCGUCGGUGGAGGUCAUCGCAGACGGGUUUGUUGAGGUGCAGGCCCCUAAGCGUCUGACGGAAAAUAGGACCGACACUGUGGUGCUGCGCUCUAGGGAGCACGAGACACUGACCGCGGUCACGUGGUUGUUUAACACUGACACAAUGCCAUGUUUUCGGCAAGUUUUCUUGGGGGGACGGACGGUCCCUAGCUCCGUCACCUCGACGGCAGCGUACUCUCCGACACAACUUAGACGAACUACGGUUUCCUCUCUCCCCUCACUCACGAAAGCGUCAAAACGUUCUGGAGUGAGUGGGAAACGUAAUAGUGCUGCGACUGCGGCGGGAACCGGGGCCGCCGUCGUUGCGGGAGGAACGGCAGCGGAGGAAGAAGGAGGCCAUACAAGGAUUGUGGUGGAGACGAGUGAAAACGGCGUGGACUACGUUCCCAUUGCGGAGCGGGAGUUUACCCAACUUGUCAAUUCACUUUCGUGGGCGGUGCAGGUCAACUCGGCCUACUGGCGAAUUCGAUUUAAGGGGCUCCGGGAGACGGAAGAGUUGGAGUUGUGGCAGGUAACGUGGUAUCGAGAGAUCGGCGUCAACGCCGUGUGGGUCGAACCAGAGCCGUGCAUGUUCAGUCAGUCGAUGUACAACACAUGGCAGGAUGCCGCUUUUAGCAAUGAAGGCGAGUUCUGUCGAAUUUGUCGCGAGGGUUUUGAUCAGGCAAGAAGCGUUGCAAGUGGUCUUCGUACAGCAACUGAUAUUGACCGCCACGGUCGUGUGGCGAAAAGUGUCGUUCGCCUGAGAGGAGAGUUUAUGAAAUUUGUGGCCAAUAUUUCAAAGGAGGCUGGAAAAGAUAAGGAACUGCCGCAAGACAAAUUCAUCUCUAUUGGUCGGCCAUUGGGCAAUGACAUUAUGUAUCUGCUUUACAAGUCCGCAAAAAAGUAUAAUUGCAAUGUGGAUGAAUUAAAUCAAUUGGUGUCGCAUCCACUUUUACUGGCACGUGACACCGUGCGAUCGGCUGACAACAUGUCGUGGUUUUAUCCAAAGUACGAUCAGGUGGGCACGUUGGUGGAAAGUUUCUACGGGUUUCACCACGUGCGUGCCUCGCUUAGUGUCCUGUGGAGCAUGUCCCUGCAGGUGCAGAGGAACAUGGAUUUUCUGUUGGACUCUUCUCUGCCUCCGUUAAGUCCGCAUCUGGCCUCUGUUAUUAUUACAGUGCAUAUUGGGCGAAACAACUGGAUUGCGGCGGAACAUUUUCCACAACUUCCACUUCUUUACAACGCCGGAUUUACCGAACGGCCAAUGGUGAUGGUGUUUACCCUUAAUCAGGUGACCUUCAAUUCCCGAUAUAAACUGACGAUACCCGGCGCAGACCCAUUUCCUGCUUUGUUUCCAUUUAAAAUCCUUCCCGGUGUGAACUUUAUUCAACGCAUUCCCCUUACGGUCUGUCCAUCUCCUCUGUUUGACUGCCUUCAACUGAUUUAUUCGAAGGAAUUCCUUUCGAAAUAUGAAACCGAGGUGGUAUUUACGUCACCUUCAAUGCAGAGCAAAACGGGCCUGGUGUGUUUCACGUUGCCUGGGGAGGGUAUUAACCUCGCCAUACCCGGCCUGACGAUUGGGAGCUUUGAGUUUGAGGUUCAGCUCGUAGCGGAGGGCGAUAUCGAUGACGAGCGCGGGGCCUUGCCGGCGAUGGGGCAAGGAGGAUGUGGUGUGGGGGAGCGGCCUCAGCGAGUGACGUUCGUGACCCACAACACUUUUUUUAAGGGGGCUGUUGAGGAUCCACCGUUAAAGCUAAGUCUUAUAGGGAGAUUUGAACAGCUGGAGGACCGAAUAUCGCUACACGGGACAUCUCCCAGCGCUCAUUUGCCCGUGCGUUGCCGUUUUCCAGAUGCCUUUCUCUCCAACCUGAAUGUUUACUUUGAUCUCGUGGCUGGAGAAGCCCCACAGUCGUUUGUGGAGCCGUCCUUUACGUUAGCGGGAACCCUAACCGCCCCCAAGUGUGGCAGCUACGCUUGUCGCUUUCUACAGGCACGCCUGGAUCGUGCAUACGAGUCACUUUCACUACAGGUGGUGAAUCUGCAGCUGGCAAGGUUAAUCCAACUUGGAGAUUACAUGGUUAACGCUUCGUCGGAAAUGAAGAACAUAGAAUGGCUGCAUGCGGUUCCUAUCGUUUGUUCAUUGAAUCUAAACAUGCGUUGCCCCGAAGUGAAAGCAUUUGGAAGUGGGACAAUUGAGUUUGUAGGGUUUCGAGGAGAUGCAUACGCGACUAUUUCAGCGGAGUGUGUUGGAAUCACGGCAACAUUUCCCAACCUGCGUAUUGGGAGUAUUCUUUUAGAAGGGAAAUCCGACAAGGAGUGCGUCGUGCUGCACAUUGCCACGCCUGCUGGCGCUCCUGCCGUCAUUCGGUUAGAUGGGUACAGUGUCCUCCUUGCACCCCACCCCUGCCCGAUAAAGGUUGAGAUAUCCCAAGCAGGGGUGAUGUGCGUUUCCACCGGUGUCUUGUACGAAUUGUGCCUUGAGGAAGAGGCACUUUUUCCGUCUGGAGCAUACGCACAGGUGACAAUCGCACAGAGCGUCAUCGCCGAGUGCCUUAGUGAACUGCUGCAGGAGACACCUAUGAUUGCCGCCAUCCUGGCCAAGGACAUUCCCUUUUCCCUGGAGGUGGAGGAGGCAGUUGGAGGGGAGUGUUUCUUGGACCGCAAACUUUUGUUCCUCACGGUGCGUGGUGUGUUGUUUGGAUGCCGAUUUGAUGUGACAACCUCCGUGGUGUCGCCGGACAACUCGCUGGAAGAGGCACGCCGAAUUUGCCAACAACUUCUUCCCUGCAUCGUGGAGCAGUGUGACGAAUCUCUCUGGGCGUCGUACGAGGUGCUGUCCGGUUUCUUGUCGCCGCUGGAGCCAAAAGGGGGGGCGAAUGUCGCCGUCGAAGCAAAGGAAGAGGAGGGAGCGGCGGAUGAAAAUGGCAAGAGGGAAGCUGAGGCUGCCUCGUUGGUCUCUGGCGUGCAUCCUGCGCUAGCAAGGCAUUCCAUCACGGCGGUAAACGGGCAGUUUAUUAAAUACUGGACGGCGUGCGAGUGCGAGGCGCUGGAUAGGGACAUCCAGGCCGACUUCGAUGCGGGGGCCUGCGCGGAGCCCCAAGGGAGCUUGGGGGAAACUCCUACGGGGGCAAGAAGUUGA
Molecule: messenger RNA, 4899 nt
Organism: Trypanosoma conorhini
Lineage: Eukaryota; Euglenozoa; Kinetoplastea; Trypanosomatida; Trypanosomatidae
Exons: 1
Coding region: 1-4899 (1632 amino acids)
Source: RefSeq, a predicted model, not a curated record